Arachis stenosperma is the source of this 474-nucleotide messenger RNA. RefSeq lists its product as uncharacterized. The record is from RefSeq and is a predicted model, not a curated record. The coding region runs from base 1 to 474 and encodes 157 amino acids. The transcript has a single exon. Lineage: Eukaryota; Viridiplantae; Streptophyta; Magnoliopsida; Fabales; Fabaceae.
AUGGGGUCCCUCCGCAGAAGGUUGGAAUCUACUGGGAAGGCUAACAAUGAGCUAAAAAGUGAAGUUGAAACUCUUCGGGAGCAGUUGACCCAGUCAAAUGAGAAACUCGAUGCCGCCGAGAAAAAGGCUACUGCUGCCGAGAAGAAAGCCGCCACUGCUGAGGAGAAGUUGAAAGAGUCGGGCGCCACGGUUUCUCGACUUGUCGAGCGUGAGAUGACUUUGGAGAGCCAGGUCGGCGCAGCGCAGAAACGGGUGGCCGAGAUGGAGAAGGAAAAGCAGGCCGUGGAAGUUGAAUUAGCAACGUGGAAGGCCAAGUACAAAGAUGUCUUGAAGCAGGGGAAGGGUGCGAUUUUGGCGACCGAGGAGGCUCUUAAGGCUCAGGUCAAAGUCAUUGCUCCCGAAUUUGAUACGUCGGCGAUUGGUGUUCUCAAAGUCAUUCAGGAUGGCAAAGUCGUCGACGCCCCCAAGAAGUGA